Messenger RNA from Trichoplusia ni (cabbage looper), 623 nucleotides. RefSeq lists its product as uncharacterized. Lineage: Eukaryota; Metazoa; Arthropoda; Insecta; Lepidoptera; Noctuidae. The transcript has 4 exons. The record is from RefSeq and is a predicted model, not a curated record. Bases 16 to 570 code for a protein of 184 amino acids.
UACAAAUGUGAAAAAAUGUCUCGGAAUAAAUAUUUUAUAGUUGUAUCAGUUGUAUUGUCAUUCGCCGCCUUAUUAGGAGCACAGUCACCAGCUCCCGUAUCACGAUGCUUUCAGUUCACAUGGCUGGGCCCCAGAUGGAAUAAUGAGAGUACUUUCCUAAACGCAACCUGUCAAGAUGCUACCCAACUCAGCAAAUCGGUGCCUUGCUUUGAACCACUAGUUGUGUCCCUUGACGGGACAUGGCCUGAUGUUGAAUAUAUUUGGAGGAACCACGCUGAAAAUGCCUCUUGCAUAUUAGCUGCUAAUGACGUAUGUGCUCAACAUACUUACUAUUUUGAUGGGAAAGUUGACAACUCCACGUACUUGUGCACGAGAGCCGUCAACGAAUUAGGUGCAGCCUUAACCAGUGGAUGUUAUGAAGAGAGAAAGGGGAGUUUCGUUACUAGAACCUGCUUCUGCCGGUCCGUUCCUGGCGGAAUGCCGUGCAAUAGUGCUGCUCUUGCAAACUUUAAUAUCCUUCUGUUACUUGUCACAACAAUAAUUUGGUCUGUCAAUACUGAUUUAUUUUAAGAAUGCUUUUUUUUACUUUUUGUAGAUAUGUUAACUUUUAUUUUGAAAUACAA